CUGAUAUAUAAUCACAGAGGUUAGAAAUUGCUACUGUAGUAAUUAGGAAUUGUGCAUUACCUUCACCUUUGUGGCUUUAUCGCUCGGCGGCUCGUGGCGGCAGUGAAGGACGGAAAGUUGCCACCACCAGAAGCAUGUGGCCGUUUUACCCGGCAUGCUCUCAAUCGUUCCAUCCCCUGUGCGCGCCUUGCGCUGCUCCCGCGAACAGAGAUUCCCUAUUUCCAGCAGUUUCACCUUCAUUUUCUACUCUCAAAUUCCCACCAGUUUCUCCAAGUUUCCGGGGAAACAAGAACUGGGUUUCUCGAGGAAACAAAGUUCAUGCAAAAAAUUCUGCUGAUCCUGAGGCAAAUAGCAACCGAUUUUCUCAGGAAAAUGUUGCUGUUUCCAGUAGUGGCGCCAGCCCAUCAGCCAGUUUCUUGUCUAUUCUUUGCCCUUUGCUCAAGCUCUUCUCUGGUGGAGACCCCCUUCAACGGAAUUAUAAUUUGGAGGUUGUGACAUCUUCCUUUUCUACCUUGUCAAGACUUCCCUGGGGAUCAAGACGAUUAACAAGUGUUCACAGCCAAGAGAAUACCACAUUAGAUCCUCCACUGCGUUUGCAACUGUUUGAAUUUGAGGCAUGCCCCUUUUGCAGGAGGGUUCGAGAGGCUAUGACUGAGCUUGAUCUUUCUGCAGAGGUUUAUCCAUGCCCAAAAGGUUCUAGAAGGCAUAGGGAGAUGGUUAAAAGAUUCGGCGGCAAAGAGCAGUUUCCAUUCCUUGUUGACCCAAAUACAGGCAUCUCAAUAUAUGAAAGCAGUGAGAUUGUGAAAUACCUAUUUCAGCAAUAUGGCAAAGGAAGAAGCCCCUCAAUUGGCCUUUUGGAAAGCACCCUUUUCACAGGAUGGAUACCAACAAUUCUUCGAGCUGGUAGAGGAAUGACAUUAUGGGAGAAAGCCAGAUCAGACCCGCCACCUGAAAAGUUGGAACUUUUCUCAUAUGAAAAUAAUCCUUAUGCACGGAUGGUGCGUGAAGCCCUCUGUGAAUUGGAGCUUCCUUACAUACUUCAAAACAUGGGGGAAGGAUCUUGGCGAACAAAGUUACUUCUUGAGGCAUCUGGAUCCAAAGAGGUGCCGUUCAUUAUUGAUCCCAACACUGAUACCCAACUUGGUGACUGCAAGACCAUUUUAUCUUAUUUGUUUGGUACAUACUCAGCUGCCACUUUAUAGUUUCAACAUGUCUUCAAAAACUCCUGCAGUUGAGAUCUAAUACCAGUUCAGAUAUUUUGAACGCUGUGUAUAUGCUGUGUGUGCGCGUUUCUGAAUAUCGAGGAGCAGGGCAUAGACAUGUAAACUUGUCCCAGAGCUCUAGAUUUGAAUUUGUGUGGAUUUAGACAAAAUUCAGUACGAUUUUGUAUCAUAUUUCUUUUAAAUUUACGAAAUCCAAAGCUAAUGUCUCUCCCAAACAUAGGGUCUGUGUCCAAAGUUAUCCCUAAUUGCCUAAACAUGUGUUUGGGAGCUUUGAAUUUGGCUGUUGAUUCGGAUUUGUGUGAACAAAAUGCAAUAUAAAAAUGUAUUGAAUUUUGUCAAAA
Messenger RNA from Malania oleifera, 1564 nucleotides. RefSeq lists its product as uncharacterized. The transcript has 10 exons. The record is from RefSeq and is a predicted model, not a curated record. Lineage: Eukaryota; Viridiplantae; Streptophyta; Magnoliopsida; Santalales; Ximeniaceae. Bases 135 to 1202 code for a protein of 355 amino acids. Gene Ontology annotation, cellular component: chloroplast.